AUGUCCCCAAGCAAAACCUCAACACCACUAGACCCAAUCUCCACCUGGCGCGCCUGUCAAACCCUCACAAUAAUCUACACAAACCUACUAAACCGACAAAUCCGGCGACGGUGGCUCCUCGAACAAAAAUGCAUGCAAAACAGACCCCUCCGCGAACGCUUCCGACCCGUGAUCUUCCUCGAACCCAUCCCAACCCUACGCAAACCCAACACAAAAACAAAAGAAACCAACCCUUUCAACGAAACCACAAUGGAAAAACUCCGCACGCGAGUCGCGCUGCUCCGCGCGCGCGUCGAAAAGGGAAAAGAACUCGCUUCUGAGAUCGAGCGUCGCAUGGUGCAGGAUCCGCCCAUUCGCUUUCCGACGCAUUUCUGUCAUACUUGUGUUGAGGAUGGGGAGAGGGUUGGGGUUUUGCUUACGACGUGUGGACAUCGGGUUUGUAGGACUUGUAUUGAAUAUGGGGUUGAUGAGAAUGGGGUUUAUGAGUGUAGUAUUUGUUUUGCGCCGACGGGUUUCGUGGCGCGUAGUCCUGUCGUGUUUGUUAAGGAUUAUCCUGGGGAGGUUGUGCCGAUUUUGAAGGAGGGGGAGGUUGUGGUUUGA
Messenger RNA from Penicillium mononematosum, 600 nucleotides. RefSeq lists its product as uncharacterized. The transcript has a single exon. Bases 1 to 600 code for a protein of 199 amino acids. The record is from RefSeq and is a predicted model, not a curated record. NCBI's taxonomy places the organism in Eukaryota, Fungi, Ascomycota, Eurotiomycetes, Eurotiales, Aspergillaceae.